AUAUUUCAAAAAUACUGAGAAGUAUGGCUAACGUUAUCAAGAAAGUUGUGCCAAUGCUGGAUCGCAUUUUGAUACUGCGCGCCGAGGUAAAGACCACAACAGCAGGCGGCAUCUUGUUGCCAGAGGACGCUGUGCCCAAGGAGAUGCAGGGCGUGGUCGUCGCCGUGGGACCCGGUGCACGCAAUCCCGUUGGUGCUGGACACUUGCCGGUGGGCGUCAAGGAGGGCGAUCGUGUGCUCUUGCCAAAAUAUGGUGGCACCAAGGUGGACAUGGAUGACAAGCGCGAAUAUGUGCUGUUCCGUGAAAGCGACAUCCUGGCCAAGCUGGAAUAGGCCAGAACUCACACUCAAUAGAUUAUUGGACAUUUUUACAUGAUGCAUCGCAAACACUUAAGACAGAUCGGGGACUUAUUAACACGGUUCACAUACAAUACACACAACCCUUACUGCGUUCGAAACUAAAUGAUUGAUGAAAUGUUGUAUUUGGUAGCUAAACACUUGAAUCAUAACACUACACUUAAUGACAGCAAGUAGCACAGGCACAUCACAGGCGACUUCACACUGUUAUGUAGGCAAUGACAAUAAACAAUUGUUCAGAUUGCGUUUUUUCUUGUAAAGAGCAUUAAAA
Drosophila navojoa is the source of this 627-nucleotide messenger RNA. RefSeq names its product 10 kDa heat shock protein, mitochondrial. Gene Ontology annotation, molecular function: protein folding chaperone; ATP binding; metal ion binding. Lineage: Eukaryota; Metazoa; Arthropoda; Insecta; Diptera; Drosophilidae. Gene Ontology annotation, cellular component: mitochondrial matrix; mitochondrion. The record is from RefSeq and is a predicted model, not a curated record.